Messenger RNA from Gadus morhua (Atlantic cod), 10074 nucleotides. It is a transcript of the gene ncor1, whose product is annotated as nuclear receptor corepressor 1. Gene Ontology annotation, biological process: negative regulation of transcription by RNA polymerase II. Gene Ontology annotation, molecular function: transcription corepressor activity; nuclear thyroid hormone receptor binding. The record is from RefSeq and is a predicted model, not a curated record. The coding region runs from base 215 to 7654 and encodes 2479 amino acids. The transcript is spliced from 46 exons. NCBI's taxonomy places the organism in Eukaryota, Metazoa, Chordata, Actinopteri, Gadiformes, Gadidae. Gene Ontology annotation, cellular component: chromatin.
UGGACAGACAAAUGCGGCGCAGCCUUCCGUCUGCCCAGUCUUUACAGCUCGUACCUCACCGAUUUACAUCAGCGCUUUAGUGAGAAUUCAGAUCUAGGUAUACGCUUUUUUUCCAUCAGUCUUGUUUCAGAACAUGAGGUCGUUUGGUACUGCAGCCAUGCUCCUGCUGGUCCCCUGAUUCGCGAAGCAGCCGCCUGCUUCUCCCGAGCUCAGGAUGUCCAGUAGCUCGGGCUACCCCGCUGGCCAGGGGGGCUCCAGCGGCGAGCAGACCCGCUACCCACCCCACUCCGUUCAGUACACCUUCAGCAACGCACGGCACCAGCAGGAGUUUGCCGUUCCAGACUAUCGUUCCCACUCACAGGACCCUCAGGGCCGGAGAAGACCCUCAUUGCUGUCAGAGUUUCACCCAGGAGCUGAAAGGCCGCCGGAGAACUGCCAUGGCUUCGAGAUGCAGUUCCUCUCCUUCACUGCCCAGGCCAUGGAGCAGUUGGAGGCCAAACGGCCCCGCAUGGAGACCAUCUCCGAGUCCCACAUCGCCCGCGCCCCUUCCACCACCGGGGGCAUCAUCAUGCCCCUGCCCCACGCGGUCCAGGACAGCCUCAGGGCCAACAUGGAGGUGAAGAAGGAGUCCCAGUACAGCAUCAAAAUGGAGACCUCGUCCCCAGGCGGGCAUGCGUCCCAUCUGGGGGAGGACCAGGACACGUCCCCCUCCAAGCUGUCCAAGGAGGAGCUGAUCCAGAGCAUGGACCGUGUGGACCGGGAGAUCGCCAAAGUGGAGCAGCAGAUCUUCAAGCUGAAGAAGAAGCAGCAACAACUGGAGGAGGAAGCCGCCAAGCCAGUGGAGCCCGAAAAGCCUGCGACUCCUCCCCCGGUGGAGCACAAGCAUCGCAGCAUCGUGCAGAUCAUCUACGACGAGAACAGGAAAAAAGCAGAGGAGGCCCAUAAAGUAUUUGAGGGUCUUGGCCAGAAGGUUGAGCUGCCCUUAUACAAUCAGCCGUCGGAUACCAAAGUGUACCAUGAGAACAUCAAGACUAACCAAGUAAUGAGGAAGAAGCUGAUUCUGUUUUUCAAGCGGAGGAACCAUGCUCGUAAACAGAGGGAGCAGAACAUCUGCCAGCGCUACGACCAGCUGAUGGAGGCCUGGGAGAAGAAGGUGGAGCGGAUGGAGAACAACCCGCGGCGGAAAGCCAAGGAGACGCGGACGCGCGAGUACUACGAGAGGCAGUUCCCCGAGAUCCGCAAGCAGCGGGAGCAGCAGGAGCGCUUCCAGAGGGUUGGCCAGAGAGGAACGGGUCUAUCUGCCACCAUAGCAAGAAGCGAGCACGAGAUCUCCGAAAUCAUCGACGGCCUUUCUGAACAGGAGAACAACGAGAAGCAGAUGAGGCAGCUGUCCGUCAUCCCCCCCAUGAUGUACGACACGGAGCAGCGGCGGGUGAGGUUCAUCAACCUCAACGGCCUCAUGGACGACCCCAUGAUCGUGUACAAAGCCCGGGGCUUCAUGAACGUCUGGACGGAGCACGAGAAGGAGAUCUUCAAGGAGAAGUUUCUGCAACAUCCCAAGAACUUUGGCCUCAUUGCUUCUUACCUUGAGAGAAAGUGUGUGUCAGACUGUGUCCUCUACUACUACCUCACCAAGAAGAACCACAACUACAAGACUCUGGUGAGACGCAACUACGGCAGGCGGAGAGGGAGGAACCAGCAAAUCACACGUCCCUCGCACGAAGACAAGGUAGAAGAGAAAGCCGAAGAGGACAAAUCCGAAAAGGCAGAGAAGAAAGAGGACGAGGAGAAGAAAGACGAGGAAGAAAAAGAUGAGAAGGAGGAAUCCAGGGACAUCGGUAAGGACAAAGACAAGUGCGACGGCGGGGAGGACGAGGACGGCAAGGAGCAGAGCACGCCGCGCGGCAGGAAGACGGCAAACAGCCAGGGCCGCCGCAAGGGACGGAUCACCACCCGCUCCAUGGCCAACGAGGCCGCCGCCGAGGAGCCUUCGCCUCCCUCCUCCUCCUCCGCCGCCGAGCCCGGCCCCCCUGAGCCCCCGCAGGCCUCCAAGGUGGAGCCAGCCCAGAAGAGCGGCAAGGAGCCCCCCAAGCCCCAGACACCACUGGCCGCUAUGGAAGCCAAUAAAGCUGGCACCGUUGAAACUGGAGAAACUUCUCGCUGGACCGAGGAGGAGAUGGAGGUCGCCAAAAAAGGUUUGGUGGAGCAUGGACGAAACUGGACGGCCAUAGCCAAAAUGGUGGGCACCAAAAGCGAAGCGCAGUGCAAGAACUUCUACUUCAACUACAAGCGGCGACACAACCUCGACAACCUACUCCAGCAGCAUAAACAAGACACGCGGCGGGCGAGGGCGGACAUGUCCCAAGGCGAAGGCCUGGCCACGGCGUCGGCCGACGAUGACGAGGACAACCAGGACGACAGCGAUGCCGGGGACAACAGCUCGGACACCGAGAGCGCUCCCUCGCCCUCGCAGGCCGACCCCUCCAAGGCUGGCGACGGCAAGAGGGCCGACGGCGGGGCGGCCAACAGCCACCCCUCGGAGCAGGACCAGGCCCAGGGUGCGGCCCAGAGCCAGGGCGCGGCCCAGGCCGGGGGCGUGGCGGCGGGCCCGAGCUCCAAGACCCAGGAGACGCCCUACGGCGAGCUGAGGGUCAAGCAGGAGAAGAGCCCCGAGGGCGACGGGGGCACCCCGGAGGAGAGGGCCAGGGCGGCCCCGUACACCGGCGUGCUGCACCCCAAGACGGAGCCCCAGGACCUGGAGCUGAGGAGCGGCGGCGGCGGGGGGGAGGUCCAGGUGAAGGUGGAGCCCGAGGCCAAAGAGCGAGGGGAUAAGGGCCAGCCGGACGAGCGGCAGAGGGAGCUCCACUCGGACAACGACUCCAGCGCCACCUGCAGCGCCGACGAGGAUGUGGAGGCGGAGCCCGAGAGGCAGAAGAUGUACACCUUGGACAAGCCUUCGAUGCUGGGGCCCCCGGGGUCCGUGCUGGUCUCCUCCAAGCUCAACAUGCAGCAGCUGCAUCACCGCGCCGCAAACAUACCCCCCAUGGUGCAGGGUCCCUACGGGCCCGGGGCCGUGCCCGUCAGUGGCUUCACUAUGUUCCAGCACCAGAUCAAGGCGGUGCAUGAGUCCGCCCACCAGGAGGACAAGCAGAGGCAGGACCAGGGGGAGCCCGACCGCCGGCCCCCCAGCCACCCCGCCUUCAGCACGCGAGAUGGUAAGCCCUACCCCUUCAUGCCUUUUGAUAUGAAGCUGGCUCUGGAGCAGGAGGCCCAGUCAGGCCGGCCUGGCUCCCCCUACAGGCUCUGCCCCAGGGAGCUGAGCAAGGCCUCUGCCCAGUCCGAUCCCAGCGCCCCCAAUGUCUCCCGCUACAGUGUGCCUCCAGUCCUGCACCCGACGCCCAGCCAGACGGCCCAGGACAUGCCGGAGGCCGUGCGGGUGUCGUUCAGGCACAGCCGGCCCCCAAACAUUCCAGCUCCGCCGCCCCUCAUUCCCACCUCCAAGCACACGGACAAGCCCUCCUUCAUCCAGGGCGGCUCCAUCUCCCAGGGGACUCCCGGCACGUACCUCCCCUCACACGCCCUCUACGGGCUAGAGGGCACCAAGAGCUCCGUGGGCUCCAUAUCGCUGGGCCUGCCCCGACAGCAGGACCACAACAAGCCUGGCUCCAUGCAAUCCGUCCAGGAUGGGAGAGGCAACCCAGGCAAGAUGGGCGAGGGCCUGGCCUAUGGGCGCGGAUCGAUUACCCAGGGUACUCCUGCCAUGCCCCAGUCCAGCAUCGCUGCUGACCUGCUGAAGGGCACCAUCACCAAGCUGGCCACCGAGGACAUGAGCAGCCCGGACAAGAGCGGCCGGGGGGAGCAGAUGCCCAAAGGUCACGUCAUCUACGAGGGCAAGAGCGGCCACAUCGUCUCCUACGACGCCAUCAAGAACCCCAGGGAAGCCACCCGCAGCCCCAGGGCCGGCCACGACCUGAAGCGCUCCUGUGACAUGAUGGAGGGCCCCACGGGUAGAGGUCUCCCCGGCCGCGACGGAGCUCCGUUUGAAGGAUUGAUGGGGCGAGCGUUGCCUAGAGAGGGUCUCCUCGGAGAUUCUAAAGAGAGGCCUUUCAUCACUGGAUCCAUUAUGCAAGGGACCCCCAGGACGUCGGCCGAGGCCUACGACGACAGCCCCAAAUACAAGCAGAUCAAGAGGGAGAGCCCGCCCAUCCGCUCCUUCGACGGGGGCAUCGGCAAGGGCAAGCCGUACGAAGCGGUCAACACCAUUCAGGAGCUGGGCCGCUCCAUCCACGAGAUCCCCCGCCAAGACCAGUCCGGCGGGGACAGCCGGAAGACCCCCGACAUGGCGGACCGAAGGGUUUUGGAGGGACCCAUGUCCCAGAUCCAUUCUGUGAACCAGCCCGCCAUCAAGCACAACGUCAAGUCCCUGAUCACCAGUCCAGGCAAGAUGCCCCACGGUCUGCCCCAGCUGGAGGCCAUGGAACGGGCCAAGUACGAGGAGAGCAAGGGCGGGCCGGACCGCGUGCGCCAGUCCGUGGUCAACUCCACCGGCGUGCUGCGCUCCACCCACCAGGAGGCCAACAGGACCCAGCUCAGCCCCGGCAUGUACGAGGACGCCAACGCCCGCAGGACCCCCGUCAACUACAGCACCAACUCCCGGUCGUCGCCCAUGCUCGGACGCGCCCCAGACGGAGGCAUCAGCUCCGGGAAGGCCGUGUCCCACGAGAGGAAGAGUGUCAUGACCCCCACGCCGAGGGACAACGUGCCGGCCAAGUCCCCCGUGUCCGAGCCGGUGGCCUCCCACAGCCCCUUCGACCCCCACCUCCGCCCCAUGGUCCCCGGGGAGGUGUACCACCUGCCCCCGCACCUGGACCCCGCCAUGGCCUUCCAGCGAGUCCUGGACCCUGGCGCGUACAUCUUCCCCCGGCAGCCGACGCCGGCGGGCUACCCCAACACCUACCAGCUGUACACCAUGGAGACCACGCGCCAGACCAUCCUCAACGACUACAUCACCUCCCAGCAGAUGCAGGUCAUCCCGCGGCCGGACCUGGCCCGGGGCCUGUCGCCGCGGGAACAGCAGUCCAUCGCCAUCCAGUAUCCGGCCGGUGCUCGAGGGAUAAUUGAUCUAGCCCAGAUGCCUCCAACUAUCCUGUUACCUCACCCUGGGGCAACAGGUUCCCCCACUAUGGAGCGAAUCGCCUACCUCCCCGGAGCUCAGCCCCCUUUCCCUCCUAGGCCCUUCAACCAAGCCUCCAUAUCGCCAGGCCACCUAGCCGCAGCAGCCAACGCCGCCGGCAUGGAGCGAGAGAGGGAAAGGGAGCGGGAGAGAGACCGGGAACACCGAGACCGAGAGCAGCGGGACAGAGAGCAGCGGGACCGGGAACACCGGGACCGCGAGCACCGGGACCGGGAACACCGGGACCGCGAGCAGCGGGAGCGCGAGCACCGGGAGCGAGAGAUGAGGGAGCGCGAGCAUCUGGCCGCCGCGGGCGCCAGCGCGUACAUCCGCAGUGGUUCAGAGCAGCCGGGCCGGCCGGUCAGCCGUGGUUACCUGCGCUCCCCGUCCCCCUCUGUGCGGACCCCUGAAGGCGUGGUCCAGCAGAGGCCCAGCAUCUUCCAGGGGACUAACAGCAAGAGCGUCAUCACUUCUCUAAUACCCCAGUCCUCUGCCUCGGCGGUGGCGGCGGCGGCGGCGCAGGCGGGCUCCCGCUACAGCACGGCAGCGGACGCCCUGGCCGCCCUGGUGGACGCGGCCGCCUCGGCCCCCCAGAUGGACGUGGCCAAGGCCAAGGAGAGCGGCAAGCAGCAGCAGGACCACCGCGACGACGACAUGGCCGCCCGGAGGGCUGCCACUCUCGCCGAGCACCAACAGCUCCAGCAGCACCAGCAGCACCAACAACAACAACAGCAGCAACAACAACAACAACAACAGCAGCAGCACCUCCACCAACAACAACAACAAGCCCUGCACCACCAGCAGCAGCUGCAGCAGCAGCACCACCACCAACAGCAGCUGCAGCAGCAGCACCAGCAGCAGGAGGCGGAGCGGCACGCCAUGCAGGCCCAGUACGGCUCCAAGGACAAGGGCACCAAGGCCCGCAUCGAGGAGGAGCUGCGCACCCACGGCAAGACCACCAUCUCGGCCGCCAACUUCAUCGACGUCAUCAUCACGCGGCAGAUCGCCUCGGACAAGGACUCCCGCGAGAGGGGCUCCCAAAGCUCGGACUCCUCCAGCAGCCUGGCAUCCAACCGCUAUGACAACCCCAGCGGAGGCACCAUCGAGGUCAUCAGCCCCGCCAGCUCCCCGGUGCAGCCGCAGCAAGACAAGCCCGAGGAGAGGCAGCCGCAGCCACCCGCCCACCAGCGCUCCAUGGCUGGGCUAGCCCCCGCGGCGGGCAUGCGGCCCUUCGACAUGAGCCGCUACCGACAGCAGGGGGAGCCCCCCCACGCGGCACCCCAGCAGCCACCCUCCUCCCAGGGCGACAGCUACGCUCAGGUCCCAAAGACCCACCGCGUCAUGACCCUGGCGGACCACAUCUCGCACAUCAUCACCCAGGACUUUGCCCGGAACCAGGACCCUCCGGCCUCCUCUGCCUCCAGCACAUUCCAGAGCUCGGCGCCCCUGGUGUCCACCUCCAGCCGGGUCAAAGCCCCCAGCCGCUACAGUCCAGAGAACCAGGCCCCCCACCACCAGAGGCCCUCCAACAGGGUGUCCCCGGAAAACGCUCCCGACAAGGCCAGAGCCAGACCCGGGAAGUCUCCGGAGCGAGGCCGGCAGAUGGAGAACUAUGAGCCCAUCUCCCCGCCUCAGAGCUAUCAGGACAAGCAGGAGGCGGCUGGCCCUCCGGCCCCCCAGAGGAGGCAGAACGACAACCCGGAGAUCAGGAGUGACUCCCGCUCUCCGGGGAACAUGUCCUACUUGCCCUCCUUCUUCACCAAGCUGGAGAACACCUCUCCCAUGGUGAAGUCCAAGAAGCAAGAGAUCUUCCGUAAAUUGAACUCCUCUGGUGUCGGGGAUUCUGAUGUUGGAAACGCACAGCCAGGCACCGAGAUCUUCAACCUGCCUGCGGUUACCAGCUCAGGCAGCAUCAAUGCCCGGAACCACUCGUUCAGCGACCCGGCUAACAACCUGGGUCUGGAGGACAUCAUCCGCAAGGCCCUGAUGGGCAACCUGGAGGACCGGCCGGACCAGGACCACCAGGGGGGGCCCGGCUCACAGCCGGCCAACAGCGAGGGCCGCCAGGAUGCUAAUCGCUCACCUAGCAUAGGUAAGCAGAAACCGCAGAGCAAGGCGGCGAGCCGGAAGUCCAAGUCGCCCAACCUAGGCCAGGGCUACGCCGGGGCGGAGCGGCCAUCCUCCGUGUCCUCCGUCCACUCCGAGGGCGACUACACCCGCCAGGCCGCCGCCGGCUGGCCCUGGGAGGACCGGCCCUCGUCCACAGGCUCCAUGCAGUUCCCCUACAACCCACUGACCAUGCGCAUGCCGCCCACCUCCAUCGCCUCUCCGGCCAUCCAGAGCCAGCAGCAGCAGCAGCAGCUGGCUCCACCGCCCCCUGCUGGCCCCACGGCGCAACAGCAGCAGCAGCAGCAGAGGGUGUGGGAGCGGGAGCCUCUGCUGUCAGAGCAGUACGAGACGCUGUCGGACAGCGACGACUGAGCGGGCCUCCAACCGCCCACCUCCCCCCCCCCCCCCCCCCCCCCCCUCCCUCUCCCCAACUGAAGCGCCCAGGAAACCCAGUGGAACCGGGGAGGGAGCGAGAGAGAGAGAGAGAGAGAGAGCUUAUCCUGCCCACCUUCCCCUCACCUCCACUCUCUAGAUCUGGCCUCACUCACUGGUGAGUGCGGCCACUGACCGCAAGGGGAUGGCAUCCGAUGUUGUUUAUUUUUUUCUGGGUCCGAUGGCGCCCCCUGGUGACAGCUGUCAGGAAUAGCAGCUGUGGCUCGUUGCCCGGCCAGGUCUUUUCAGGACAGACUGUUUUUUUUCUGUGAACGCUGGCAAAGCCAGGCAGAGGAGGAGGGGAUGAUGGGGAGUAGGGGGUAACUAAGAGGAUUUUAUGAGUAACAAAAUAAAGAUGAAGAACUUAUGUAAAAACAAAAAAAAUUAAAAUGGAGAAAAAGGAAAUGACACAAGAGACAAUUUCUGAAUUUUUUGUUUGAUUUCUGUAAAGAUACACCUUGUCUUUUGAGAAAAUCAUUGUAUGUAAAUAGUCAGCUUUUUGCAGUGUUUUUUCGUAACUUGAUUUCUUAUUUUAAUGUUGCUUUUUAAAAUUGAUCCACUUUAAAAUGGGGAAGAGGAGAAGGAGGAGGAGCAUCGCAGUCUUUUUGGUAUCACAGACGGUCUCCCUCUUGAAACAUCUUCCACCCCCUCUUCUCAUACACACACACACACACAUACAGACACACAUUAACACAUACACACACACAACGCGUUUCCUCUUGUGAUGCAUCGAGGGAGAGGUGGACCUGAGGGAUAUACUUGAUCGUGCGUGUGGAGCACAGAGACGCGCUGGCCCCCUGCCCACCAAAAACCGCCAGAUUCUCAACAUCUUGUACAUUAGUGAAACAUACAGAUACACACCGGACACACUUACAUUUCACUACAACAUCUGGGACAAUUCAUUGAAAGAACCGACCUGUAAAGUCAACUUGUGUUACCCACUUUGCAGUCAGGGAAACUAUCUUUGGUGCGAGUUAGAAACACUGGUGUCAAGAGUAUGAAAAGUGAAAGUCAAUGAUAAGCUUAAUAUUGCCGACAGUGAUAUUCUUGAAGACAACUUCUUGGGCCCUGCAUUGAUCUGAAUUAUGAACGUGAGCUGACGUUGUCUAUGUUUUGGGUUUUUUAUAACAUGAAGCAGUAAAGUCUCCCACUAUUGCACAAAUUGGAUGCUCUCUGAAACGUAGUCAACGUGAAAAUAGUGCAAGAGAAGAAAUCUAUUUUUCUUUUCUUUUUUCCUUCGUGAGAGGGUAUGCCAUCCCUGGCGGCUUGAAAAACAAGGCAGCUUUAAUAAAUUUUCUCAGAGAUAUACAUUGGUGUUUAUUGAUAUUUGUACGUUCCUUUUCUUUUAUGUAGUCCCCCCUUUUUUUUAUACUGUCAAGACAGUCAUCUGAAACUGAACUCGGUAUUAUCUUUCCGUUGGACAAAAAAAUUAAACUAACCAAACGUGAAAAAAGGUCGCUGCACCGUUGCACUUUUUUGUUUUGCAUUGGGGCUUUUUGUCAACAAAAGGCCAUACUACCUGUUGUGUAACUUAUUUAGCCUCCGCCACAGGAGCUUACUGAGGUGUGCUUUAAAUAUCCCUACGCGGCUCGCUAGAGAGACGGAUAUUUGGACUUCCGGCCUUCUCUAUAAGUAGCUGGUGCUUCAUAUCUUUCUUUUUCUCCAGUAGGAAACUUACUUCACGAUCUCGAUUAGUGUAUGGUCCCUUCUUUUAUUAAACUUUUUUUUCCGGGAGUUGCUGUCGUUGUCAUUUUUAAUACCCUUGUCACCUUAAUCUCUUCUCUGGAUCCUGGGUUGAUAGCAUUUUAACCCCCCCCCCCCCCCCCCCCCCCCAAUCCACAAGCAUGAAGCUUUCAAGUAUUAACGCUAGGUCAUAAUUUAUAAUGGCAGUUACGCUCCUUUCUGGUUAAGCCUCUUUUUUUGUCAAAUAUGUGAAAUCCUACCGUGUUAUAUUAUAGACAACCAAUCUGCUCUAAACUUGAUCCUUUUUUUUUGUUCUCGUCAUGAUUUUCAAUUCUAGCUCUCCCCCCCCCCCCCCGUUAUAUGAUUUUCCACAUCAAUGUAUUUCCUCCCGUAUUGACGGGGUGUUAUGUGUUUACAAUGGCAAUGACGAAAAUAAAGUUUACAAACUUGAAUCUUAAAAAGACAAAAAAAUGAAAAUGAAGCCGAAACUAAAUUGAAGCGUCUUUUCAGCUCACAAUCAAACACGCAGUGGUGACUUUCUGAAAUUGAGACUUGAAAUAACCCAUGUAUCCUAUGAUGUUGAAAUGCAAUGUUCGUAUCGCACAAUGCCUCUUGGUAGUCUAUUACAAGAAUUCAGACCAAUCAAAUAAAGUGGAUCACUUCUCCACCUCUGAAAA